Molecule: messenger RNA, 2475 nt
Organism: Mangifera indica (mango)
Lineage: Eukaryota; Viridiplantae; Streptophyta; Magnoliopsida; Sapindales; Anacardiaceae
Product: probable disease resistance protein RF45
Exons: 3
Coding region: 1-2199 (732 amino acids)
Biological process (GO): defense response to other organism
Molecular function (GO): ADP binding
Source: RefSeq, a predicted model, not a curated record
AUGAAGGAACUGGAAAUUGAUCUCCAGGCCUUAUGCUGUCAAACUGAAAAUGAAGGCAGUGUUGGCUUCUCAAUUCAAACCAACUUUGAAAAUUACAGAGCCUGGGAAAGAAUUGCUGAUUUUUGUUUAAAGGAGGAAACAGAUGUUGUUGGUGUUGAACAACAAAUAGAGGAAUUGGUAGCUCGGUUAAUUCCCAAACCCGAUGACGAUGAUCGAGGUCAGUCCACUCAAGUUAUAGGAGUCGUUGGUGAGGGAGGCUCCGGCAAAACAACUUUGGCAAAAAGUGUAUACAAUAGACCUGAUGUGAAGCAACAUUUCACCCAACGUGCUUGGGUUCAAGCCUCUAAUGUGUUGAAAGCUAGAGAUGUGUUCAUGGACAUACUAAAUCAAAUUCAUCCAGAUGGGUUCUUCCUGGAAGCAAUAAUCUCAGAUGAAGAAGUAAUGGUUAAGCUUACUCAAGUCUUAAAAAAGGCCAGGCAUCUUAUUGUCGUUGAUGAUAUCGAGGCGUUCCAAGUUUCUCAAUCUCUCCAAGCUGCUCUUUGUUCCUCAUCAUCACAUGAUAGCAGAGUAAUUAUCACUGCUCGCAAGAAAAGAUUUUUACCAUUGGAGGCUGCUCAUUCAGCUUUACUGGUGGUGCUUGGAAGUUUGUUGUCUACUAAUGAAGGAAACCAUGAUAAGUGGUCAAAAGUGAUUGAGCGUGCAAUUACUAAUUUCAGGGGAGAUGUGUUAGCUUUAAGCUAUCAAGAUUUACCUGCACAAGUAAAAUCAUGUUUUCUUUACUUGAUGCUUUUUCCUAUAGCAUUUGAGAUCCCUGUGAGGAGGUUGAUUCAUCUGUGGUGUGCUGAAGGAUUUACGACAUCAUUUGACUCUCAUUAUCAGAAUAUAGACCCGGAAGAUGUUGCAGAGAUGUACUUUGAAGAACUAGUUAUCAGAAACUUGAUUCAAGUAACUAAAUGGAGAUAUGGUGGAUGUCCAAAAUCAUGUCGCAUCCCCAGAGUUGUAUAUGAUGCCUUCUGUCAAAAAGCAUCGGAUCUGGGGUUCGUUUACAAUCCACAAAAUUCAUCUCAUGCAUCCAACCAAAUUGUUGUUCGGCGACUUUCACUUUACUUGAAUGACAUCAAGUCAUCUUCAAAUCGUCCUCAUCAUCUUCGCCAUGUACGUUCUUAUGUUGCUUUUGACUCCCAAAUACGAGGCCCGGGUACUGUAGGAAUUGAAUUCUUUCUCAACUCCUCUAUAUCUAAUAGAAGCUUUUGCUUGCUAAAAGUGCUUGAUCUUGAGGGUGUAUACAAGCCUAAGAUAGGAGAUUAUUUUGUGGAAAAACUGUUGCUGUUGAGGUAUCUAGGCUUGAGAUCAACUUUUAUUGAGUACCUUCCACAUUCUGUGUGGAAAUUGCCAGAUCUGAAGACUUUAGAUUUGAAGCGCACGCACUUAACCAGCCUCGCUGCAUGCAGGCUGGAACAUCUCUAUUUUGACUGGAUUAUUGAGGAAUUUGCUGACACAUUAUUUCUUCUAAAGAACGUGCGCACAUUAUGGGGGCUAAGGAUACGCAAUUAUGAUCGGAGUAUAAUGGAAUAUCUGAAAAAGCAGACAUUCCUCAGAAAGCUAAAGCUGAAGUUCAGUCAUUUGUUCGUGAAUGGCAAAAUAUAUGAGUGGACUUCUGGACUUACUACACUUCAAUCGUUGAAGCUGGCAUACUUAGAUAAUGAAAAUCAUCCAGAAUUCGGAGACAUGAAAAGCUUGUACAGGCUAAAUGACCUGUAUUUGAGAGGCAGAUUAGUACCACGGAGUUAUGCAGAAUUAAAAAAUUUUUUCCCUCCAAACCUUAGGAGGUUAACCUUGUCGCUGUCGGGCAUAAUAGACUACCCAAUGCGAAUACUAGGGGAGUUGCCUGAACUGAACAUCCUCAGGCUUUUUGCUGAUUCCUACGCGGGUGAAAAAAUAGAAUGUAAAUCUGGAGAAUUUCCCAAACUUCAGGUCUUGAAACUUUGGAAGCUACAAGCAGUGGAAUGUUGGAUAAUUGAGAAAGAAGCCAUGCCUUGCCUCAGAGAAAUCGAGCUCAGAAGCUGCACAAAAUUGACAUCUAUUCAAGGGUUGGAAAAUGUUACCACUUUGAAAGAUAUAACAUUAACAAACAUGCCAUCAGAAUCUCGCUCGCUGUGGCACCAUACAAAUACAUCCGUCAAAAUCAACCAGUGGUGAAACUCUCCUUAUUAACGAUUGCCGGUAGCAAGUGAUCAUGAUGACUGUUGUGCAAAAGGGUUAGCGCAGUGUAAGACAUAAGGACAUAAUUGUCAAUUAUUUAGAGAUUAUGCAUUAUUCACUUUGAGUUUAUGUUUGUGGAUAUGUGUGGACAAUCUAUAUAUGUUACAUACUAGUUGGUUUAUGGAGUAUAUGGUUACAUUAUUCAAAUAUUCUUUGUAUGUUUUUCAUAUGUAAUAUUUUUAUAUGGGUAUUUAUGGUAUUUACAAAUUAUGA